AUGAAGAUGAUCAUAGUCUGCCAGAUUCUCUAUGGAUCUGCUCUCGGGCUUGUCAAGACCUCUAUGAUGGUCCUUUAUCAUAAGCUUUUCGGCACAAAGGCCAGCAUGCGGGUUGCCAUUUACGUAACUGGUGCCAUUGUUUGGGCGUGGGCGUUGAGUAUCAUCCUCGAGUCCUUCCUCAUCUGCCACCCCAUCGCAUUCAACUGGAACCCGAUGCUACCGGGUGGUGGAUGUGGCAACCGUAAUGCAGCCUUCGUGGUUGCAGGAGUCCUCAACAUGGUCACCGAUUUCAUGGUCAUGUCGCUUCCAAUCCCCUAUAUUUGGAAGUUGCAACUUCCGAUGGGACGGAAGCUCGGUUUGUCGAUGGCAUUCUCACUGGGACUCUUUGUCAGCGCAAUCAGCAUGGUGCGCGUGGUCAGUCUCAUGCACGUUGACUUCAACGAUGUCACAUGGACUCUUCCCAUCCCACUGAUGUGGAGUAUCAUCGAACAGCAACUCGCCAUUGUCGCGGCAAAUCUCCCCCUCCUCCGCCGCGUUUUCUCCGCCGUGAUACCUGGUAGCUGGCUAGGCUCGUCUGGCCGCGGGACGGCAACACAUACCGGAGAGUUUAGUGCGAAGAAGCGCUCAGUGAGAGAGUAUUCUCUUACUCGCAUGGAUAUGGGCUCCAAUAAGAGUAAGAUCACUUCACCCACUAGAUCUCAGAAAUCUCAGAAUCUCACCGUCCGCUCGAGGUGGAGUGACGAUGAUGGACAUUCGGUUAUCGAGCUGGCGCCGAACGAGGUCCCACCGGAUGGAAUUUAG
Molecule: messenger RNA, 801 nt
Organism: Penicillium bovifimosum
Lineage: Eukaryota; Fungi; Ascomycota; Eurotiomycetes; Eurotiales; Aspergillaceae
Exons: 3
Coding region: 1-801 (266 amino acids)
Source: RefSeq, a predicted model, not a curated record